GCAAUAGCCACUAAUGCGACUCACUAAUCGUCUAUAAAACAGCCGCCUGCAGCGCUUGUUUUUUUUCUGGUUGAAAAAGUCAGGCGAAAGGCAGUUGUUGCUGUUACUAAACGUCGUUCUGUUGUGUCCAUUGCUGAUGAUUACUCAUGGUAUCGUGUUGCUUCUGCGAUUGCCACCUAACCAGAUGCUGCUGCCAAGAUCAUAUCCUAUAUUAUGUUCGCUUCACAUCUUGUGACGAACAGAUUUUCACCGUAGUCGUCAGGUACCUAGAAUGCAUGCAUCCUGAUGAUAAAUGAUUGUCAUUCUGAAGUAAUCAAUUGAUGAAUUUCAGCUCCGUAUCAGUCUUAUAAAAUGAGGACAUCUAGCGCAGGCAAAUAAAACCAUGACAAUCACCAGGACCUUGCUAAACGAAGACGCUGUUCUUGAUUGUUCGCUGAAUCAAGCUGUGAUUUCAUCAAUGAAUUUGGUGAACUACCUUAGCCCCGAAGAAGCACAUGACUUGAUUCAUGAUUUUGAUCUAUUAGUCGUACGAAAAGAGGUUUUCUUUGUAUUGAAGCUGCUUGGAUGGUGUUUUUAUGCCGCGUUCGCUAAGCAAAUCACGCGCAAUAAGAAAGGUGAUGUAAGUAUUCAAUAUGUGUUUGUUGGAUAAUACAUCGGCGGCAAGACCGAUGAAUUCGUCAAUGUCAACAACAGCUGUGUUGAUGUCGAAUCAUGUUGUGAAUUUUAUACAACCACUUUCUCUUUCAAUGAUCCAGCAUUUGCCUCCUUCAGACAAUCAGAUCCAUUGCCGGUGGAUGUAUCUGCUAUGGAAGAUGAUGUCAUUAGGGGCCUCCGU
Ascoidea rubescens DSM 1968 is the source of this 835-nucleotide messenger RNA. RefSeq lists its product as uncharacterized. Bases 383 to 649 code for a protein of 88 amino acids. NCBI's taxonomy places the organism in Eukaryota, Fungi, Ascomycota, Saccharomycetes, Ascoideales, Ascoideaceae. The transcript has a single exon. The record is from RefSeq and is a predicted model, not a curated record.